AUGAACCAUGUUGCUUCUUGGAUAAUCGACGACAACAAGCAUAAUCAGCUUGUUUCAUCGCUGUUCGAUCGUCGCACUUCGCAUAGCCAACAGGAUUUCUCGGACGAUCGUCCCGAAUCGCUACAAGCACCUCACACCAACAAAGAGGACGACGAGACGACCCAAACGGGUGGUGGCAAAGUGUUCAAUCCGGAAGCAUACUGUGAUAUCUGUCAGAAGGAAUUCUGCAAUAAAUACUAUCUGGCCACUCAUCGUGCGUCAAAACACGGACAUCCGACGAAUAGCAACAGCAGCCAUAUGCUUUCAUCUCAGUCGGGUGUGGAUCUCUCAGCUUUAAGCCGUGCGGCCGAUUCUGGGCCAAGCAUGGAUAUACAACAGCUGAUGAUGGGGCUGGACCAGUCUGCAUUGUCUGGGAACAACGCGCUUCGUAGUCUCUACCUCAAUCAAAUGGGCAUGGGUGGUGGUAGCCCAUCGCCAUCAAGCUUGCCAUCGUCGGGAUCGGCGUCUAUUACGGGAGGAACUCAGGAUGCUGGGCCGGAACCGUCACCGAAGGCGGUUACGCCCACUUCACAAGCAGACACCAAUACCUCAGGAUUACCUAGUUGGUUUUCCGGACUUCUUCCACCACAGAUGCAGCAGCAAAGCAUGCCGGGCAACAUGAAUGCUCUUUUGGAGCAGAUGCAAGCAAUGCAAAAUCUCCAACUUCUUGGUGGAAAUCUUGGCGGAAAUAUGGGAGCCAUUGCAGCGGCUUUGGCACAGAAUCCCACUGCUGCCGCCGCGUUUCUUGCCACUACACCAAACAAGUUGCGUCCUCAGAAAAAACAUUCAAUUGUCGAAGGAUCCCCACUGAAUAACGUACCUAGUAGCCCACAACACUCUGUCAAUAUGCAACUUGGAGGAGCAUUCCCUUUCUCGCUAAUCCCAUCGACCUCAACCGCUUCACAAGCAUCGGUAAUCAUGAACUCGUCCGAUUCUCGUGAUGAUGUGACGCCACCAGCGGGAAAAAGGAUGAAAACGGAGGAGGACGACGAGAAGGAGAGAGCAAAGGAUCCGGCUUCAUCACCAUCAGCUUUCAAAUGUGGUGAAUGUGACAAAGUGUUCAAGAGUUCGGAAUUUCUAGAACAUCAUAAAUUGAUGCAACAUAGCGGAUUUUCACAGCAACUGCUCUCUGGUCUCCUACCCCAAGGUUUCCCAGCCCUACCAUUUAUGCUACCCGGCGGCAUUCCUCAACAAUUCCAAAUGCCCGACAUGGACUCGCUAAACGCAUUGAAUACGCCAAAACAACCAGCAGCCGUAAAACGUCAAUAUUCGUCAAAUGGCAAGAAUUACUGUGAUCUGUGCAACAAGGAGGUUUGCAACAAAUACUUCCUUCGCACACAUAUGCUUAAAAUGCAUGGUAUUGUGAUUGAUGAGAAUAAAACAGUGAUAGCAAAUAUUGACACACUGGAAAAGGAAAGAAUGGGCACGCUAUCGUUCAGAUGUGACAUUUGCCAUACUGAGCACAAAUCUCGACACUUGCUAAGACAGCACAAGCAAGAUGUGCAUGGCGUCGUACCGUUAUCUACACCUCAAAGUAGAAAACCUACCAUCACCAUGCCUACCGGAGUAGGAAGCGGAGCUGUCGCUGAAGAGAAGCUCGAGAAAUGCCCACUUUGCGAACGACGUGUACCAGCUGUAAAUCUCACUGCACAUAUCCAAAAUGAGCAUACGGGAGGAGGUGGAAUGUCUGUAGCGCAGGCGCCAUCAUCACCGUCGCUUGAAUGCAAAUUCUGCCCGUCAACAUUCAAAGAUCAGAUGGAGCUGCACCUGCAUCAGAUCAACCAGCAUACUGUAGAGCUACUUCAGCAAACGCAAACACAACAAAUGGAUGCAAAGAAAGCAUCGACUGACUCGAACGUAUCUAUCCUAAGAUGUAUGCGAUGUCAAUACACUACUCGUGAUCCACGGAAUCUCGAAAUGCAUGUGGAACGACACGAGCGGAUGAAUGAGGCGACGAGAGAGGCUAGUGCUGAAUUGUCAACCGAUGCUGCUCUGCGUGCCACAACCGAGGCAGCCUUGAAAAUGAUGGUGGCCAAUCAGUUGGAGCCAGACAGCGUAAAAUGUUCGCUUUGUGAAGUGAAAUGCCCUGAUGAAGCGACUCUCGAAGCUCAUGCCGCUGUUGCACACAAUGGACUCAAUUUGACAGUUAGAAAGGAAAAGAAAGAUGAGAAUGAUGUGGAAACGGACAAGACUGUAAAUGAGAGGAACAGUCAUACGAGUGGAUCAAUGUCGCCAUCGGGUGAAUCGCUCCCCGAAGGAUUUGGCAAACCAGACAGCGGUUCCUGCGAGGAAAAGCACGUAAUGCAAUCGUUUGUGUUGCGGUGCAGAGAAGACGCCUCUGGAGCAUUCCUCUCGGAAAUGAUUGCCCAUCUUCCCGUCCGAACUUUGGUCUCACAACCGACGCGGGUCUCAUUCGAGCUGGUCCCUCACCAAGUUGCGGGUGGCGGUGAUUCGAACCCGUUCUAAAUCUCCCGCUCCGCCCCCACACUCAUACCCUCUUCUCUACCCGUCAAGGCGUCGUGCAAUAGGGCUAAUAUGUGUCCCUCUCCACGUGAAACGAGUAUUCCCCAAAAAUCCUCAUAUUGGUUGAUUGAUUGAUAUUGCUAAUUGCUAUUGAUUGAUUGAUCCGUUUUUCUUACUGUUUUGCUAUCAGAGUGAAAUUGAGAUUACUCACAUGCGUCGUGCUUACUUAUUAUGUAUGGUGCUUUGUUGUGUAGAAUUACGUACUCUCACUCUCCUCUCGUCUGUUGUUUUGUGUUUGUUUUGUGUGCGUUCUCUUCUAAUUGUGAUCGUGACAUGGUCGCGACCUGUUGCGACCAAAUCAUCUCUCUGUAAGUGCUGUUAAGACUUACCGUAUCCUCUUUGUAUAUAGCAGUGAUCAGCAGCAGAACAGCAUUAGGUCCGAGAAGAUUUUUCCUCUGCUUUUCUCCUCUCAAAUUACUGGCCAAAGGUGUUCUCCAUUUCUCUCAUUUACUGAAUUAUUGUCAUUCUUCUCUACUAACUGUAGUGUUCGAAUAGUGACACAGAGUAUGUUUCUCCAGAAUAGAUGAGCCAUAUUAGUAUCAGUUGUCCGCACAUCUCAUCAUCAUCCCACAAGAGCAGUUCCUGCCAUGCGUUUUUGCUAUCCCAUAGAGUUGUCGUGGUAUCCCAUAUCAUUUGAUAUAACCUCAGCUAGUUAUGCACUUGUUUUUCAGAAGCGUAGUAAGUGGCAUAAAUUCCACAAAAUUUCAGUUCCCAAACCCGCCCACACCGUACACCACCGCCCCUUUUCUCGACCUAAAAUUGUGCGUGUUGUAGGUUCUUCUGAUUUAGCUUUGCUUCCGACAAUAUCCCAAGCAGUUCGCUAAUUUAUCAUUUUCUCUGCGCUUCUCUUUGUAGAUAUGUUUAUCUGGUUGUUAAUCAGUGUUUUGCCACGCGCUCGUGCUUGUUAGGUGAAUCAAAAUUGGUCGAAACAAUCUAGAUUGAGCAUGCCCCGCCUCCCAGCCCCAUCCCUCCCCCUCUCUUACUGAAACUUUCAACGUUUGUGCUUAUACAAAAGUUCAACGCGCACAACGUCUCAUUUUUUCUAGCGUGGCU
This is a messenger RNA of Cylicocyclus nassatus, 3615 nucleotides long. The record is from the annotation of a GenBank genome assembly. NCBI's taxonomy places the organism in Eukaryota, Metazoa, Nematoda, Chromadorea, Rhabditida, Strongylidae.